This is a messenger RNA of Ordospora pajunii, 396 nucleotides long. RefSeq names its product LSM domain-containing protein. Gene Ontology annotation, biological process: spliceosomal snRNP assembly; RNA splicing. The transcript has a single exon. Gene Ontology annotation, cellular component: U1 snRNP; U2 snRNP; precatalytic spliceosome. Lineage: Eukaryota; Fungi; Microsporidia; Ordosporidae. Gene Ontology annotation, molecular function: RNA binding. The record is from RefSeq and is a predicted model, not a curated record. Bases 1 to 396 code for a protein of 131 amino acids.
AUGUUUCUCCCAACCAAUGCUGAUCCUGGUGAAAAGGAGGCUAUGGAGAUGAAGGGACCGCUGAUGCUUAUCCGAAGAUGCAUGGUUAGUAGGAAGCCGGUGAUUGUGAGCUUGAGAAACAAUAGGAAAGUAAUAGGCUGUGUAGUAGCUUACGAUAGACAUUACAACAUGCUGCUUAUGGAUGCAGUGGAGACAGGAGUUACCGGCAGUAAGAACAAAGGGGCAAAGAAGCGAGGGCGGCAAGUAAAUAGAAGGCUUGGGAGUGUAUUUAUCCGAGGAGACACUGUCAUACUGGUUGCAAGUGGAGCAGGAUCUGCAUCACAUGCAUCCAAGGCAAUUGUUGAGUCGCAGAAUGAAGAUGCGCCGCAGUUGAAGAGUAGCGCUGAACCAGAAUAG